CGAUGUAAACAGACAAGAUUGGAUUCGGAAUUUUGGGACAAUCCAAUCUCAAUCUAAUGCGACGAUGUAAAUGGCCUCAUUGACAUGAUUAUUAAUCUUGUUAUUAAUAAUAACUCAACCCUCGGAAUGGAGUGAUCGUCAAUGGAUAAUCGUGAUCAGGAAGUGGCCAAACAUUCGGUAUACAGCUCCGAAAAUCUUUUCGGCUCAUUGCUUGUGAUAGCCACUUCGGCUCUUACCUCUGCGUACGGCGAAAUUUUGACGCGUUUUUUCACGGUCUCGCUGGUUGUGCACCUUCACCCAUUUCUCCGUGUGAUUUUCCCGAGAAGUGACUUGCGAGAAUGGAGGUCGAGGUACUAUUUGCCCAUAAUUCCAAGUUGGUGACAAAAUGCCAACUCCAGCCCAAUUCGACGGUGGCAGAGGUCAAGAGGCAGGUCUACAGCGCCAAGAAAUCCCUCAACGUGGACCGACAGGCUAUCAGGCUGUCCGAGAAGGGAAAAUCUCUGCGUGACUCUGAGACCAUGCAAUCCCUCAGCAUUCGGGAUGGGAGCAAAUUGUAUGUCAAGGAUCUAGGACCCCAAAUAGGCUGGACCACAGUUUUUCUGGCUGAAUAUGCUGGACCUCUUCUGGUGUACCUGUGGAUCUACCAGAGACCAUGGAUCUUCUACGGAGACACCCGGGCGCCAAUUCAUCAAACAGUCCACAUCGCAGCGGCUUGCUGGACAUUCCACUAUGCCAAGAGAUUGCUGGAAACGAUCUUUGUGCACAGGUUCUCCCAUGCAACGAUGCCCCUGAGGAAUCUCUUCAAGAACUGCGCCUACUACUGGGGCUUCACAGCUUAUGUGGCUUACCAUGUUAAUCAUCCCCUGUACACAUCACCCUGCACAAUGCAAGUUUACGCCGCAUUGGCUGGUUUCCUGAUUAGCGAACUGGGUAACUUCUCUGUUCACAUCAAUCUGCGCAAUUUGCGUCCUCCAGGAACGACAGUGCGCAAGAUUCCUCGUCCUGAUGCUAAUCCCUUGACGGCUCUCUUCAAUUUUGUCUCCUGUCCCAAUUACACUUAUGAAUUCCUGUCGUGGCUCUCCUUCUCCCUCAUGACCCAAUGCCUCCCAGCGUUGGUGUUCACAGCUGCUGGCAUGUACCAGAUGACAAUGUGGGCCCUGGGCAAGCAUCGGAACUACAGGAAGGAGUUCAAGGAGUAUCCUAAGCAAAGGAAGGCAAUCCUGCCUUUUGUGCUGUAGACUUGAGAGGGAUGGGAUUUUUAAGGCGAUUCCAAAGGAUUUGGGUUACUUUUUUUUUAGUGGGGCUCUUUUUUAUCUCGAGAAUAUUCAGGAAUUUUCUGGUGUUUCAUUCUUGCCACUAAUUAUUCUUCAUUCCAUUCAAUAAAACUUUUUUUGUUAGUGAAAGACAA
Molecule: messenger RNA, 1408 nt
Organism: Phlebotomus papatasi
Lineage: Eukaryota; Metazoa; Arthropoda; Insecta; Diptera; Psychodidae
Gene: Sc2
Product: probable very-long-chain enoyl-CoA reductase art-1
Exons: 5
Coding region: 339-1238 (299 amino acids)
Biological process (GO): very long-chain fatty acid biosynthetic process
Molecular function (GO): protein binding; oxidoreductase activity, acting on the CH-CH group of donors
Source: RefSeq, a predicted model, not a curated record